This is a messenger RNA of Lodderomyces elongisporus, 1047 nucleotides long. RefSeq names its product pyridoxine 4-dehydrogenase. The transcript has a single exon. Bases 1 to 1047 code for a protein of 348 amino acids. Gene Ontology annotation, cellular component: cytoplasm. The record is from RefSeq and is a predicted model, not a curated record. NCBI's taxonomy places the organism in Eukaryota, Fungi, Ascomycota, Pichiomycetes, Serinales, Debaryomycetaceae.
AUGACUAAAGCAAUUGAAAUUCCAGGAAAAUUUGGAUUUGGAACUAUGUCUAUGACAUGGAAACAAACACCACCACCAUUUGAGCAGUCAAUUGAAACGCUUCAAUUUGUCACAUCACACCCCGAAUUCAGCACUAAAUUACUCAAUGGAGGAGAAUUUUAUGGCCAUGAUGAUGCUAACUUGAAACUACUUAAGGAAUUUGUUGACCAGAACCCACCAGAAUUGAAUAAACAGCUCAUCAUUUCAAUCAAAGGAGGUUUAGAUGUCAAAACCUUGCAUCCAGACGGGUCUAAGGAAGGUAUUGCUAAAUCAAUUGAAAAUAUCGUAUCCUACUUUCCUCACAAAGAGAAUAGACCAGUAUUGAUUUUUGAAAUCGCUAGAGUCGACAAGAAGGUGCCCUAUGAGGAAACUAUCAAAUAUAUCCAAGAGUAUGUUGAGCAAGGUGUUAUUGACGGUAUCUCUUUAUCUGAAGUUGGAAUUGAAUCAAUUAGAAAAGCAAUUAGCGUUGCACCAAUCUCUUGUGUUGAAUUGGAAUUCUCCUUGUUUGCUCAAGAUAUACUAAACGAUGGUAUAUUGGAAGAAUUGUCAAAGCACCAGAUACCAGUGAUUGCUUAUUCACCACUUUGUAGAGGUAUAUUGACGGACCAUACUGCAAAAGAUCCGGAAAGCUUUAUUGAAGAAAUCAAAAAGAGUGGAGAUAUUAGAAGCAUGUUGGACAAAUUCAACCCCGAUAUCUUCAAGGAGAACACACCUCUUCUUAAAGCUUAUUACGAGUUUGCACAUAAUGUGAAAAACACUUCAUUGGAAUCCUUGGCAUUGUCCUGGAUUUUAAAAGUCUCUGGCCAAAAGAAUUUUGGAGGAAUCGAGCACAUUACUCGGAUUUUGCCAAUUCCUUCAGGAUCUACUAAGCAAAGAGUCGAGGCAAAUUUUGGAAAUAUUGUUGAUUUGAGUGAUGCAGACUUGGAAGAGUUGGACAAGAUCACCAAAAAGUAUCCAAUUAAAGGUCAUAGGUAUAACGCUGCUUUGCAAGGUACUUUAAAUCAAUAG